UACCAUAGCACGUGCAUUGGUUGGCAGAAAUGGCGGCUAGGGCAAGUCUCGAACUCAAUCUCCACGGAGAUGAAGUUUCAAAGAUUGUAACCGAGAAGGGAGUUGUUGAAGAGGAAGUAUUUAGUUCUGGACUGAAAGUUCUAAGUUUCACUUCAUGUUCUGCGUUACAAGCUCUUCCGUCCUUUGUGGGUCAUCUGAAGGAUCUUCUAACGCUCACUGUUAGUCACUGUGGUCUUUGUUUGCUACCAGAUGAAAUGGGACAACUGACAGAGCUCAAAUAUCUCGAUCUGUCUUUUAAUGCGCUUGAAAGUUUACCGGAAUCUCUGGGGCAGUGUGUUCACAUGCAGACAAUCAACUUGAGUCACAAUAAACUUCGAGCUCUGCCUUUGUUUGAGAAAGGUCUGGAGACUCUACGGCGACUUGACAUAAGUCAUAACGAGUUUCAAGUUCUUCCUUUACCUGAACUUCGACCUAAAGGUCUUCAUGAGAUGAUUGCCUGUACAAAUCAGUUAACGUCGUUGUCUGAUGAUAUCCAUACUCUUACACUGCUCAAAGAUCUUGAUGUGUCAGACAAUCAGUUAGAAGUUCUUCCUGUGGAGUUGACAGCUUGUACCAAAUUAAAGUGUCUGAAUGUUGAAGGAAAUCCUAUCAAAGAUCGAAGGCUUGCUAAACUGCUGGCCAGUCAUGGUUUAACGAAGCCAAAGUCCAUAUUAGACUAUUUGAGUACAUUUGUGGUCGCAGCAGCAUCUAGUAGUGGAACUAAAUCAACAAAGAGUAAAAAGAAAGCAAAAUCUAAAUCCGUGUCUGAUGAUCAGGUUGUGGAGAAGCCUGUGCGGUUUUUUGUUCGAGUACUUCAAAGUGAUCCAAUUCACACAGUCACAUUUGUGGAUACUGUCUUGCCAGUACGGCCAUUUAUUGUGUGUGUGAUUGUGAAGGGAUUGGAUUUGAGUGCACAAGAAGUAAUGCGGAACUUUAUUUCUCUUCAAACAAAGCUACAUGAAGGUGUAUGUGAGAAACGGCGAGUUGCAACUAUAGCAACUCAUGAUUUAGGUAUGCUUCAAUUUCCAUUGACAUUUGAAGCAAGGCAAUCCUCUGACAUUGAGAUCAGGCCAUUAGGUCAGUCCACUGAUGUGACUGCAGCAGAUUUGGUGCAAGAAUUAUCAGCUUCAAAGAAAGGAGAUAGUACUGGAUUAAAGAGAUUCCUUGGUCUCAUUCCUGAUCCUGAUCUCUAUGCAUGCUUUAUGGAUGCAACUGGAAAAACCAUAUCUUUACCACCAUUAACUAAUUGUGAUCAAACUAAGGUAUCCGCUUUAACAAAAGAUGUGUUUGUCGAAGUAACAUCUAGGAAAAGUGUCGGCACAUGUCGAAUGGUGUUAGACCUUUUUGUAGGAAAAUUAUUAGAUGGACGGUUUGCUUUGUCAGGAAAUCAAGAACAAGAUCUUGAUGAUUGGUUGAGCAAUGAGAAACCACCCGGUCUUGUUGUUCAACAGGUUAGAGUCAAUACAAGCAAUGGAAAGUUACGUGUCAUUUAUCCUUCUCGAGAUGACCUCGUCAUUGACUCAGUCAAAGUCGAACGCUCAUUCCUUCAGAAAUGAAUUGUAAUUUGCUAUGCUUUGUUGUUUUGUAAUUGUAAUAGCAAAUUACAUUGGUAUCUAGAGGGUUCAAUGCAGAUUGUACUACUCUAGUAUGGAAAUAGCUUGUUCAGACAGAGGCAUUGAACUACUACAGUCAUGGGUGUGGCUAUAACUUGUCUUGCAGGAACGUUUCAAACUGUGAAAAUUAUUAGCUAGUGUUCAUGCACAGGAAUGUGGCUGAACAUCUUUGAGGGUAAUACGCACA
Messenger RNA from Corticium candelabrum, 1839 nucleotides. RefSeq names its product leucine-rich repeat-containing protein 47-like. The coding region runs from base 30 to 1595 and encodes 521 amino acids. The record is from RefSeq and is a predicted model, not a curated record. Gene Ontology annotation, biological process: phenylalanyl-tRNA aminoacylation. The transcript has 4 exons. NCBI's taxonomy places the organism in Eukaryota, Metazoa, Porifera, Homoscleromorpha, Homosclerophorida, Plakinidae. Gene Ontology annotation, molecular function: protein binding; phenylalanine-tRNA ligase activity; RNA binding.